Messenger RNA from Sphaeroforma arctica JP610, 1009 nucleotides. RefSeq lists its product as hypothetical. Bases 300 to 911 code for a protein of 203 amino acids. Gene Ontology annotation, biological process: DNA strand elongation involved in mitotic DNA replication; DNA replication. The record is from RefSeq and is a predicted model, not a curated record. Gene Ontology annotation, cellular component: GINS complex. The transcript has 7 exons. NCBI's taxonomy places the organism in Eukaryota, Ichthyosporea, Ichthyophonida.
UUCUACGCAUAUGUGACGUGAAUACGUACAUAUUCGUCUGAUAAAUUAUACUGCAAUACAUGUGCCCAUACCGGAGUGGAUGGUAAUCAAAUUUACACUGAGUUCAAUACGAUAUGAACAUCGGGGAUCGAGGACUAAAGGACCUGAUAGCUCAUUAUAGUCAACCGUAUCAUCGCGCGUACACAGCAGCAUACUCUCCUACUGCAACACGCAGCCUUCAAGGAUAGUUGUGUAACGAAUAUCAACAUAUAAUAGAGUAGCGCUUGGUCGGAAGAGCGAAUCGGCAGUCCUUAUCCGCAAUGUACGCUAAAACUGCCGUAGAACUGGUGAGGCAUAUAAACCAGACACGCGAUGAGGUGGAGCUCAUCUUUCCGCCAUACGAGGGCGAUAUGAUUCGUCGAGUGGUCACUGAGAUCGAGGCGCACUUCAAAGAACGCCAGCGCUUACUCGAAUCCGAUGAAUUUCAAGCUAAUAUACAAAACCCUCCGCCCGAGUUCAUGUGCGCCGUACGGACACACCACGUGUGCAUGAUGAGGAAUCGUCGCUGCGUCAUAGCCUACCAACUGGAAAGGCUGAAGCGGUUGAGACGUGCGCGGUAUCGGUUUGGGAGUGUGCUGCCCAAUGACAUACGAAACAACUUGGGUGCGCCCGAGCGAGACUUCUUCCUGGCGUACGAUGAGAUACUCAACGACUACUCCACUGAUGUUAAUUUAGAUCUCGCUGCGAACCAAACACCGCCGGGAUCACUGUUUAUAGACGUGAGACCGCUGAAGAAUGUGGGCACCAUCAUGACAGAAAAUGGACCGCUGCGUCUCACGAUGAACAAACAGGAGAAUGUGCGCUGGUCAACCGAAAUCGAGGACUUCAUUCGCCAGGGCAUUCUGGAACGGGUGCACUCCACCAGCGGAUGAACCCCCCAACACACCUCCACAACACUCGACAGGUGUGGGUGUAAUGCACCUCUACAAUACUAGACAGGUGUGGAUGUAAUGCACCUCUACAACACUCG